AUGCCACAUCACGAGGUCAUUAGAAGGAACCGUGAAACCACCAAGGUCCGCAUCGUCUUUGAUGCUUCGUCAAAGGCAUCUGGUUGUGUGUCGCUUAAUGAAGCUAUCCAUUCUGGACCUAGUUUGAACACGGAUGUGCUGGAGCUACUCUUGUGCUUCUGCACUUACCCGGUGGCCCUUAUAGCGGACGUCGAGAAUGCUUUUCUACAAAUUGUAUUGGAUAAACACGACCGGGACUGUUUAAGAUUUUUCUCGUCCACAGCAACCUCCUAUGUGAAAAGGCCUUUACCCCCCGCCCCCCUAGGCACUUGGCAAAUGGCUCAUGUUGCCGUAGGCGCAAGGUCUAACCCAUUCCUUUCAGCGGCAACACUGAGACAUCACUUGCAUUCGGCCGUAGACUCUCCCCCGGAAACGGCCCCGUUGCUUGCCAGCAACUUCUACGUUGGCGAUCUUGUUGUCGGAGUAGAAACUGUGCUACAGGCUACAUCUCUCUACUGUGAAGCUAAAGCCAUUUUGCAAGAAGGUGCCAUGAAGUUAGUGAAGUGGUCUAGUACUGAUUCUGCUCUUCAACCCAUGUUUGAAGCUGAUCGUGUCGUGCCUUUGACGAGCGCAGCCAUGAAGAAAGUUCUCGGUCUUGCCUGGGACACGGAUUCAGACGAGGUGCGGUAUGCGCUGAAAUGGAGCAGGCAGUAA
Molecule: messenger RNA, 693 nt
Organism: Ornithodoros turicata
Lineage: Eukaryota; Metazoa; Arthropoda; Arachnida; Ixodida; Argasidae
Exons: 1
Coding region: 1-693 (230 amino acids)
Source: RefSeq, a predicted model, not a curated record